This is a messenger RNA of Odontomachus brunneus, 2144 nucleotides long. Its product is annotated as 1,5-anhydro-D-fructose reductase-like. Lineage: Eukaryota; Metazoa; Arthropoda; Insecta; Hymenoptera; Formicidae. The record is from RefSeq and is a predicted model, not a curated record. The coding region runs from base 123 to 1157 and encodes 344 amino acids. Gene Ontology annotation, molecular function: aldose reductase (NADPH) activity. The transcript has 6 exons. Gene Ontology annotation, cellular component: cytosol.
UACUAAUCUCAUAUAAAUUUCACUAAAAAUAGUACGGUACUAUAAACUUUAAUGUAAAAUUAUUUCCCUGAAUAAUAUUGUUGUUUUAAAUGCAUUUACCGUAAUUUUUAUGUGCAUUAUUUAUGGCCGAGAAGAACAUUGGAACACAAAGAGCAAACAUGCAAUCUAUAAGACUGCUUUCAGGAUAUGAUAUGCCUAUUGUAGGAUUAGGAACAUGGCAGGCUAAACCAGAAGAAAUUGAAGCUGCUGUAAAUAUAGCCCUAGAAUGUGGUUAUAGACAUAUCGACACAGCAAGCAAUUAUAAUAAUGAAGAUGCAAUUGGUAAAGCUUUAAAAAAAUGGUUCGAAAAAGGUGGCAUCAGAGAAGAACUUUUUAUUACAACAAAGUUGCCUCACUUUGGUAAUCGACCUUCCGAUGUAGAAAAAUUCAUUAAAUUGUCAUUGGAGAGGCUUGGAUUGGAUUAUUUAGACAUGUAUCUCGUCCACAUGCCUUUUGCAUUUAAAUUAGAUGAAGAAACUCAUGCUGCAGCAACUGACGAGGAUGGAAAUUAUAUACUCGAUCUUAAUACAGAUCCUGUGUCAGUUUGGAAGGAAAUGGAGGAGCAAGUCAGAUUAGGGCGUACCAGAUCUAUAGGUUUAAGUAAUUUCAAUGAAGACCAAAUUUUGACUAUAUGGGAAAACGCACAAAUAAAACCAAGUAAUCUGCAGGUGGAAUUGCACGCAUAUAUGCAACAAAAAUCAAUUCGGGAAUUAUGUAAGAAACACAAUAUCAUUGUAACGGGCUACAGUCCAUUGGGAUCUCCAGCUGCAAAGGCGCACUUUCAAACAAAAUAUAACUACAGUUUAGACAAGUUUCCUGAUCUACUCAAUCACCCAAUUGUCCGAGAUAUUGCUGCAAAACAUGAGAAAACGACGGCGCAAAUUUUGUUACGUCAUUUACUGCAAUUGGGCAUUAUCAUUAUUCCCAAAAGUUCGUCCCCGGAAAGAAUCAAAUCAAAUAUCGAUUUAUUUGAUUUUGCCUUGACAGAAAAAGAUAUGGAACAAUUGAGUAUUUUAGAUCAAGAUAUUAAUGGAAGAAUCUUUAACUUCUUAUUUUUCAAAGGGAUCGAGAAUCAUCCUCAUUAUCCAUUUAAAAGUGAACUUCCACUAUUAUUAUAAAUUAUUACAUAAGGAAUCAUUAGUUUGUAUUGAAAUAGUUGAAUGGAUUAUGUAACACACAAAAGCGCAACAAUACGAUAUUAUAUAAUAUACAUUGAAGAUGUUUCUGUUAUUCUUCAAUGCAGCCUAUACAACAUUUUACGUUGCAAACGAUGUUGAAGCUCACCGCGACGUAUCAUCGUAUGUAUAACUUUGUAAAUGGCGCGUUCCGGAAAUGAUUGUUUAAGAAAGUCUUUUACUAUGUUCUGUUCAGAUACUUGAUGUCCAAUAGGAAAUCUAUUUUUUAAUUGCUUUUCGAUGCGGGAUAGAAUUUCGUGGUCUUCUUCCGACGUAAAUCCUUCUGCUCCUAAUAUCACAACAUAUAUAUGUUACAUGAAUAUCUACUGCGAUUGUCUAUACUAUAAUUACUGCAAUAUUAUAUUUUAUGUAUAAAUUUGUAGUUUACCUGCCAAUGAUCCAGACAUUGCAGCUUCUAAUGUAGACACUUGAAAAAGCCUCAAAGCUUCGUUAACGUGGACUUCAGUUGCAAAAGAUUGCAUCUGCAUCUUGGCUAGAGCUUCGGACAUUCGUAUAACAGCUUCAAGUUGUCUGACCGUUAUAGGUAUGGACAAUCUUUUUUCGGAAUCUUUUUCGUGUUCUCUUGUACCGGCUCGCAUCAUCACGUAACGAUUCUUCAAUUUCUCUCCUGCUUCUGCGCUGAGCCUUGGACCACAACGUCUGUGUUACAAGAGAAAAAUGUACAUGAGACUUUGUGAGACUUACGUGUGUCUUACAUAUAAGAUAUAGCGCACUUACGUUCUACAAUAGUUAAUAUACUUCUUAAGAAUAUGCACAGGGAUCUCGCCUUCUACCGAUUGUUCUGUGAUCUGACCAGCGUUGCAAUGAAUGUUCAUAACAUGUUUAGCCAAAGUUACAUCUCUGUUAUGUUCAUGUUCAUCCUUAACAAUAAAUAUCAUAUCGAAACGUGAUAAUAUUGUCGGCAUAAAA